AUGUCGCCGCCCCAACGGUAUCAAAAAGACCAAAAUAACAAUUCACAACACCAUCACCAACAACAACAACAGGAUCCAUCCUCACAACCACCUCAACCUAUGAUAUCCUAUCUACCACCUACACCACCACCUCAUCCAACAGCACCGAUGCAACUCUAUCCGACAGGGGCAGCUGCCAUCAUACCGGCUCCUCCAACUUACGAGCUCAUUCCGAACAGAAUUUUUGUUGGUGGAUUCCCUGUUUCGACUACCGAGUCCGAAUUGCGUGAUCACUUCGAGAGGUUUUAUCCUGUAAAAGAUGUUAAAAUGGUCAAGUCGCUCGACGGUCAUUCCAAAGGUUAUGGAUUCAUUACAUUCGAAACGGAAGACCAGGCAGAAAAGAUUCGCCAUCUCAAUCCAAAGAAACUCGAGUUCCGUAAUCGCAAAUUAAACUUGGGACCUGCGAUCCGUAAAAUGAGUGCUAACGCUUUUCCACCAGGUUAUGCGAUGGUCUCAACCACCCCAGGAGCUUUCGGAUACGCGUUACCACCAUCUCCAGGACCAUACAGUUCACCAGGACCAUACGCCGGAUACUCCCCCUAUGCAACGGCUCCUUCUGUUUUCGUAUAUCCACCAGCUUAUCAGUAUCCUUCAUCUUACACACAACAAUACGAUGCGAAUGCCGGACACUGCUAG
This is a messenger RNA of Caenorhabditis briggsae, 675 nucleotides long. It is a transcript of the gene Cbr-daz-1, whose product is annotated as Protein CBR-DAZ-1. The transcript is spliced from 3 exons. The coding region runs from base 1 to 675 and encodes 224 amino acids. The record is from RefSeq and is a predicted model, not a curated record. Gene Ontology annotation, molecular function: RNA binding. NCBI's taxonomy places the organism in Eukaryota, Metazoa, Nematoda, Chromadorea, Rhabditida, Rhabditidae.